Molecule: messenger RNA, 867 nt
Organism: Schizosaccharomyces osmophilus
Lineage: Eukaryota; Fungi; Ascomycota; Schizosaccharomycetes; Schizosaccharomycetales; Schizosaccharomycetaceae
Gene: psy1
Product: plasma membrane SNARE Psy1
Exons: 1
Coding region: 1-867 (288 amino acids)
Biological process (GO): exocytosis; intracellular protein transport; vesicle fusion
Cellular component (GO): SNARE complex; endomembrane system; plasma membrane
Molecular function (GO): SNARE binding; SNAP receptor activity
Source: RefSeq, a predicted model, not a curated record
AUGAAUGCUAACAAGGAGACUGAUUACUCCCUUGGGGUGGAAAUGAUUCCACUUAGCAUGGGAGAGUUCUUUGAGGAAAUUGAUCAUAUACGAGAUGCCAUUCGACAAAUUGAGGACAAUGUUGGCAGAAUAGAAAUGCUGCAUCAACAAUCUCUCCAGGAAGUUGACGAAUCCAACAUCGCUGCUACUACACGCCAGCUAGAAGGAUUUACUGCUGAUACCCGUCGUUUGCAAACCAGUGUACAAUUGGCAAUUCGAUCUUUGGAGUCACAAAACAUGCAGCUGCCUCCUGACAAUGACACCGCUACUAGAAAAACUCAAACUGAAGCUGUUAAGAAGAAAUUUAUGGAUCAGAUCCGACACUUUUUGCAAAUUGAGAAGACUUAUCGUGCACAAUACGAGCAACGCAUGCGCCGCCAACUCGAAAUUGCUAACCCUAGAGCUACUGAAGAAGAUUUCCAAACCGCAAUCAGUGAAGAAAACGGCGGUCAGGUCUUCGCUCAGGCUUUGCUACGCUCCAAUCGUUCUGGUGAAGCCAGAACUGCACUUCGAGAAGUACAGGAACGUCAUGCAGACAUUAAAAAGAUUGAACGUACUAUCGCUGAACUUGCUCAAUUGUUUCAAGACAUGGCUACCAUGGUUCAGGAGCAAGAACCUGCCGUUGAUAAAAUUGUUACUGAUGCCGUCAACGUAAGAACAAAUAUGGGUGAGGGUACGCAACAUAUGGACCGUGCCAUUAAGAGUGCCAGAGAUGCUAGAAGGAAGAAAUGGAUUUGCUUCGGUGUUUGCAUACUUAUCGUUUGUAUUUUAGUCGCUGUUCUUUGCGGUGUAUUGAUUCCCGUGGUCGGCAACCACAACAAACAUUGA